UCGAGAAUUUUGAUAACGUCUAAACUCAAAAUAUUUAACUAAUAAAUGUUAAUUUUAGGAAUAACAGGAUCAAUUGCAACAGGAAAAUCUACAGUUUCUACAUUUUUACAAUCAAUAUGUUUAUGGCCAUUAAUAGAUACAGAUUUAGUUGCAAAAGAAACAAUUAUGAUUGGAACAAGUACAUAUAAGAAAGUAGUAGAUACAUUUGGAAAAGAUAUUAUAAUGGAAGAUGGAUCGAUUGAUCGGGAAGCUUUAGGGAGAUAUAUUUUUUCUAAUAAAAAUGGAAGAAAAACUUUAAAUAAAAUUAUACAUCCAGAGGUUUUAAAGAGAACAAUUCAUGAAAUAAUAAAAGCAUGGAUAAGGGGAGAAGAUGUUAUAAUAGUAGAUGUACCUUUAUUAUUUGAAAGUGGAUUUGAUUAUUUUUGUGGAAAAAUAAUUUGUGUUGCAUGUCAAGAAAAUACACAAAUUGAAAGGUUACGUACUAGAAAUGGGUAUGCAGAAGAAGAUUCAAUGAAAAGAAUUGAAAGCCAAAUGCCAUUAUGUGAUAAAAUUGAAUUAGCAGAUAUCGUUAUAUGGAAUGAUGGAAAUAAAAAAGAAUUGGAAGAGAAAAUUAAAGGAUUAAUAAAAAAUAUAAAGCCUAGUCGAGCAAGAUGUUUAAUUGAAAGAGUAAUUCCUGUAUUUGCAAUAAUAUCUAUUAUUUAUAUAAUUAUAAAACGUUGGUUAAGAAAAAAAAAGAUUAAAUAAAGUUUGCAAUAUAUAUAUUCAUGAUUAAUUCAUUCUAAUAUACAUUGU
Molecule: messenger RNA, 792 nt
Organism: Pneumocystis carinii B80
Lineage: Eukaryota; Fungi; Ascomycota; Pneumocystomycetes; Pneumocystales; Pneumocystaceae
Product: dephospho-CoA kinase
Exons: 2
Coding region: 46-744 (232 amino acids)
Biological process (GO): coenzyme A biosynthetic process
Molecular function (GO): ATP binding; dephospho-CoA kinase activity
Source: RefSeq, a predicted model, not a curated record